This is a messenger RNA of Haliotis rubra (blacklip abalone), 4322 nucleotides long. Its product is annotated as tumor necrosis factor-like. NCBI's taxonomy places the organism in Eukaryota, Metazoa, Mollusca, Gastropoda, Lepetellida, Haliotidae. Bases 997 to 1620 code for a protein of 207 amino acids. Gene Ontology annotation, biological process: immune response. Gene Ontology annotation, cellular component: membrane. The transcript has 4 exons. The record is from RefSeq and is a predicted model, not a curated record. Gene Ontology annotation, molecular function: tumor necrosis factor receptor binding.
UGCAGCGUAAAAAUAAACUCACUCACUCAAUCUUAAAACAUAUUGCAAAUACACUGCCAAAUGUAUUAAAAGUGUGCUAAAAAUAAGGUUAAAGUGGCUGGGUGACCGGGUGAGUGGAUUGAUAGUGGAGGUGUGAGUCGGGUGUGGGAGUGAGUUUGAGAGGCUUUAAGUGGAAGCUUUUACCAAUAUUCCAAUAGAGGGGAAACAAACAUCACAAGUUGUACGUUUGUGGGGAAGCAAACCAAGGCUAUAUAUUGAUGAGACAACGUUUCACCCAACUUAGCCACUCUGAAUUAACUAUAUGAACGAAUGCAAAUAUUUCUACUUGGACAUAUGCAUUCGUCUCCAAAAAUCCGCACUAACUAUUGUCAGCACUGAACAUACAAUUUGUGCAGAAAACAGUCAACCAAAUAAAAUGUCAUCUUUUGUAAAUGUGCAAAGCCAUCGAUGUUAUAUUGGUCCUUAUCAUAUAAACAUUUUCAGAAAUGAACCGUCCCACACGUAUUAAAUUGUCUAUCAAUCGAAACAAUGCAAUAGACAGUGUUGCAUUUAAGCAACACAUUUCCGUAUAGUGAUAUACAGCGAACAAGGCGCAACAUAUCCAAAGCAACACCUAUCCCAAACUGACUUACAGCUGCAGCCGGUUCAAACAAUGACGGUUACUUCCUGCAAAUGUGUGGCAGUAUUCACAUCAUAUUACUUAUUGUGAUGUGUCACAUUUAUUUUAGGAAAGUCAAAAUUCCCCCUUCAAUCACAUUUUCUGUUUCACAUAAUCCGCAUAAUCCCCGUUAAGCCAACCGCUGUUUUCCUACUUUCACAUUCUCUCUGGUACUGCCCAGUAUCCUUCCUGGUGUGUGACCAUUCCUGACUGUGUGUUCACUCUGAACAUCUUACUGUUGUAACAAAAGUCACAUAUUACCGACUACUGUGUGUCUCACGUCGCUGCUGCCAUCAGUUUCUCCGUGUUUGCUUCAUCCUUGUCCUACAUCAUCCAUCAUGGAAAUACCAGCCAAAUGUGUAGCAGCAACUGUGCUCCUGCUGAACAUAGCUGUUGGGAUCGGGGUUAUCUGUCUUGUCCUGUCAAGAGAGCACCAUGAACACAGGAAAACUUCAGAAAUACUCAAGCAACAAUUCAGUCGGAUCUACACUGAACACUUGAAGAAAUUCCAGGCCACGUUCACCAAUGCAGGAACAACAGACACAUCUGAAGACACUCCGAUUAGGAACUGGGUACCAUUCAUAGGACCAGGAAGACAACUGCUGUACAAUGGAAUGAAAUAUGAGAAUGGGAGCAUCAUAGUACCCGCCACUGGAGUGUACGUCGUAUAUAGCCAUGUCAAGUUUUACACAGAAAGGAAUCGUCAAGGUGAUUCUGAGUCUGACUUUCAUCACAAUAUAGCACGGUACAGUGCACUGAAGCAGGAGGAAGAAACAGUAUUGAGGGAUGUCAUCAGCGAGAACAAGAACAACAUCAUUGAUGGAGCAAGUCUUGAGUACUCCAGUGAUAUCCAUGGCUUGGUACAGCUGGAUGCUGGUGAUCAGCUGAUGGUCAAAGUCUCGGGGAUGAACCCACUGACACAUGACCGAGACUGGCAUUACGUUGGAGUGUAUUUGACUUGACAUAGGACCCGUGUGUCCGUGAACAUAGUUCAAACCUGUCAUACAUGCUCCUGAUGUUGUUUACGUAUAUUUUAUUCACGAAGAGAAGACGGAUUGGUGUACCAGCAUGUUUGCCUUAUCUGAAUACCCCAUACAUACGCAACAAAACACGAGACGAUAGCAUUUGCUUCAUGGUAGGAGAUCAAUCAGCUUUGAUGUAAUUUGGAAGCUUUUAGAAUUUGGCAAACCCUUCUCAAGCAAAAAUAAAAUCAUGGACUGAAUACAAUAGAUCUACAAUAUUUGUUGAAGAGUCACUCGUGUCUUGUUUAGAACAGAAUUCAAAUAAUUUGAUAUCGCAAUACCAAUCAUGUAUAGUUUGAUUAUGAUAGCAUCAUGUGGCAACAACUACAUGUAUACAGGUUUAUUAGUAUAAUAGCGUUUUCCUUGCAACAUUAUCACGACGUUAAUGAAAUUCAAUUUGAGAAAUAAUAAUAGGGGGUUUAAUAUUGAUCAAUUUCGAUUGAACAUCUGUUUUCUCAAAAUCCCCUGCAGUGUCCAAAACAUCAAGAUAAAGCAACCGAUUAUGGAAGCUCGUGCUUGAUGAUGUUUUCAUACACAUACUUAAGACACACAUCACACAAUUAAUAUACUUGGCUACAGAGAAAUUGAAACUGCCGGGGGCCUUCAUUCGGGAGUUUAAUGUCUACUCAAUAGCUUUUGAUCUACUUAACAGCUUUUGUAUGUAAAGCCUCAUUCGCGUAAAUUAGGACCUAACAGCGCCCACAAGCUGGACUCAGUCGAUUAUCAACCCGAUUGUCAAGAGUGAUACAGAUCUCCGUCAACCUUUGUCAUACCGUGGAAUAUCUCUCAUUUCCGUGCCAUGUAAAAUAUACUGUGAAAUCUUAAACCAACGCAUAUCAAAAUGGCUAGAUUCAAGUAACUUGCUCAGUAUCAGAUGCUCAGAAUGGUUUUAGGAAGGAAAGAAGCUGUUUCGACAACAUAUACUCUCUGUAUACCAUAUUGAAGUCGCGGCUCGAUUCUAAGUGUGGAAGUUUUACGUGUUUUAUUGAUUUAAAGAAAGCUUUCGACAACGUUGACAGGAACUGCUUCUUGUUGAAGCUACGGAAAGCUGGAAUUGGUGGGAAGAUAUUUGCCUCCAUACAGUCGCUGUAUAGGAACACUACCAGUACUGUUAGAGUUAAUAAACACCUUACUCCUUUUUUUACAGUAAACACAGGUGUGAAGCGAGGUUGCAUGAUGUCGCCAACUCUGUUUUCUCUCUACAAAAAUGACCUGGCUCAAGAGAUCGACGAGCUUAAUGAUGGUGUACCAGUUGAUGAUAUGUUUGUGUCAAUUUUACUAUAUGCUGAUGAUAUUGUUUUAAUCGCCCCAACAGAAGAAAAGCUUCAGAGAACGUUGAACAUUGUUACAAGUUGGUGUUACAAGUGGAGACUGUCAAUGAAUAUCAACAAAUCUAAGAUUGUGCAUUUCAGGAAAGAUGGGAUUUCUCGUUCAAAGUUUCAGUUUAACGGUUGUAAUAUGAGCCUUGACUACGUUGAUACUUACAAAUAUCUAGGACUAUGGUUCCAGGAACAUUUGAGUUUGAAAUAUGCAGUGAAGGAAAUUGCAAAGAGUGCAAGUAGAGCGCUAUCUCUCCUGAUUACAAAGUAUAAACAGUGUGGUGACAUGGCUUAUGAUGUCUACAGAAAACUGUACGAAUCUACUGUACAACCUAUACUGUUAUACUGUGCGCCUAUCUGGGGGAUGUACGGACACCGUGAAAUCAGCAGUAUACAGAAUAGAGCCUGUCGUUUUCUCCUUGGAGUGCCGCGUAAUACAUCCACUAUAGCUAUCCACUGUGAAAUGGGCUGGGCAACUUGUCUUACAAAGCAGAGGAUUGAAGCGUUCCGUUUUUAUAUCAAAUCAGCCAAACAGAUAACCAACAGAUUACCUAACAUACUUUUCCACUGGUCUAUAAAGAAAAGAGGAUCCUUUGCUUACACAGCACAGCAUCUCGGGAAAAAAACUGAAGUUGGACUCCAUUUUAACAUCUCUAGACCCUGUGAAGAUGACUAUUUUAUCAGUGAAAAGUGUUUUAAUGAAACUAGAUGAGGAAAUAUGGUUUACGGAAAUGUGGAACGACAAGAACAAAGUAAAUGGAAAUAAGCUUCGAACGUACAGAUUAUUCAAGAAAGAUAGACAUCCUGAGUUAUACCUACAAAUUAUCAACAGAGCUAAGAGAAGUAACCUGACCAAACUACGCUGCGGUAAUCUAAAAUUACGUAUAGAAACAGGUCGUUACAGCAAACCCCCCCCCCCUCUGUGUGAGAGAAUUUGUCCUUUCUGUAAUUGUGUGGAAGACGAGAUACAUUUCCUUUUGCACUGUUAUUUUUAUCAGGAUCUUAGAUAUCAUCUUAUAAAUGGAGAUUUUAAGCAUGAUAACAAUGUGUAUUUAUUAAGUAUUUUAAUGUCGUCAGACCCGCUAAUUUUAUCAACCACUGUGAAUAACAUGCUUAGAAGACGACUCCUAUUCCUGUAAAAAUGCUACUCAUUUAAACUACCUCUUGUAUUUUACUCUAAAACGAAAUAUACAUAGUUAUUAAAUUGUGUAUGGUGUCCCAUAAGCCUUAUUGGCUGGGUGAACGAUAUUUUAUUAUAUAUAUUGUGUAUUUUAUUUCAUGUAAUCGUUCACGUGACACCUUAAUAAACUAUAUCUGUCUGUC